Messenger RNA from Glarea lozoyensis ATCC 20868, 405 nucleotides. RefSeq lists its product as uncharacterized. The transcript is spliced from 2 exons. Lineage: Eukaryota; Fungi; Ascomycota; Leotiomycetes; Helotiales; Helotiaceae. The record is from RefSeq and is a predicted model, not a curated record. Bases 1 to 405 code for a protein of 134 amino acids.
AUGGGAGAUGGGCCCGGGUUUUUUGGUGCUUAUGUUUUUUUUGGUUUGGAAGAAUUGAAGUGGGAAACGAUUGAUACGAAAGAAAUUAUUUGGUUGAAGGGGAUAUUAUCAGUCGCAAAUAUCAACACUAGCAACAAUGUCUCUCUUCCGCAGAUACUCAACCAGAAGCGGAUAUAUCCCACUGAACGACGAACCAACACCAGAAUCACAGACACAGAAUUCAGAACCACAAUCCCCAAACUCACAAACAACACCACAAACAACUCCAUCCAGAUCACGCAGUUCAUCAUGGGCUUCUCAAUCUUCUCUUCAGGCUUUCCAUCCGCAAUCGCCGGCGUUGGAGGAGAAAAUUAUGGCGUCGGGGAAUAUGCUGGAGAAAUAGCAGUCGGAGAAGGAGGAGACUGA